UAGCAACAGGAUUAUCUCGCCAGCAAAAUAUCUCCACUUGCAUGAUUUCGUACCGUUUGCCAGGAAAUUCAGUGAAUCCAUUCCUAAUCCCUCAUAUUUCUCCUCCCCCACCUCUCGUUACAGUACAAAAGAGCCUGCUUGACAUUUAAAACUGCAGAACUUGUUCAUAUUUCGUUUUUCUUAUAAUAUCUUGAUCUAUGUAUGAAGAAGAGGUUCAGCAAGGAAGGGCUUCUAAGAGGAGAAGAAGUAUCAAAAAGUUUCAGAAAGAAGUUGAAAUGGAGAAACGAUUAAGGCGAAGUUCAUUGAGUCAGAUACACAGUGCGGAGCAAAAGAGAAAUCAAGCAAAUAGGAACAAAUCGAAAGCUGUUUCUGCAAGCUACCCUUUCAGUGCACAAUCCUUUAUGGUACUUUUCUGUGUUACAGUAUCUCUACUGAUUCUUCCGCUUAUGCUGCCUCCAUUGCCUCCACCACCUUUAAUGCUGCUUUUGAUUCCUAUAGGCAUACUACUUGUUCUGUUGAUUCUGGGUUUUAUGCCUUCAGAUGUUAGGAAUAUUGCCUCCUCUUAUUUGUGGGAGUGAAUAAGUAAUGUAUUUUUGGUUUGAUAUUAGCGUGAGUGAGUUUCAUUAACUGUAUGAUGUCCUGCUGGUUUUGUUGUUAAUCCUUUGGAAUGUGUUUAUAUACAGAAGCUUUCAAUGAAAGUUAACAAUGAAGUUGAAUUCUGAAUAUAUUUGUUUUA
Molecule: messenger RNA, 736 nt
Organism: Dendrobium catenatum
Lineage: Eukaryota; Viridiplantae; Streptophyta; Magnoliopsida; Asparagales; Orchidaceae
Product: protein AUXIN-REGULATED GENE INVOLVED IN ORGAN SIZE
Exons: 2
Coding region: 198-578 (126 amino acids)
Biological process (GO): positive regulation of organ growth
Source: RefSeq, a predicted model, not a curated record